Messenger RNA from Bipolaris zeicola 26-R-13, 174 nucleotides. RefSeq lists its product as uncharacterized. Bases 1 to 174 code for a protein of 57 amino acids. The transcript has a single exon. The record is from RefSeq and is a predicted model, not a curated record. NCBI's taxonomy places the organism in Eukaryota, Fungi, Ascomycota, Dothideomycetes, Pleosporales, Pleosporaceae.
AUGCAUGUAAUCUGGAACUCCCGAGCCGCGGCCCAGGUGGUGCCCCGUCAAGCGUGGCCCUAUCUUUCUCGUCGCCUUCUUUUCUUGCUUCUGUCCCGUCCUGCUGCUUUUUCCUCGCCUGCUGCCGACCAAGCACUGUGGAUAGACGAAUACGCACGUACCUACGGUCAUUGA